AUGACAGGAAUUGCAAGUGGCGGAGCCAAGAGUGCGGUUAUAAAUAUUGACGAUAGACGACCAACGCUCACGGGCUUGUAUGUAGGCACUGUUUCGACCUCUGUGCCAUCGAAUGUUACUCUCGGCAUGACGGAUUUCACUGAGCGUGCCAUGUGUUUGUCGCGGCUCGCAGUCAAAACGCUUCAGAUCGCGGGCUUAGCCACCCUGAAAACUCUAGCCACGGUGCUUUGCGCUGGUGAAGUCAACGAUUGCAUGGUGCCCUCCUAUGCACGGCUGGGAGUUGCGUCAGAGCUUGUGAGCACACUCUCCCACAUCAUCGAACGUCCGGACUCAGUCUUGGAGUCCUCGGAGCGAUACUUUGUCCAGCAGAUGACUUUAUGUGCCGCAGGGCGCUGUAUCUUCAUCAUGGACGGCAAUAAGCUAGGAUUGGCCGUGCUCCUAGGAUGCGAACUCCCACUCGUACUGCGGCCUCUGCAUGACGCAACGUUCCAAGUCCUGGGUGAGGCGUACGUAGAGGGUUCCUUGGCAAUUGACCUCAUCCGUGGGAGCUUGUCUGGACUCAGGAGGACGGAUAUCACGACCACAGGUUCAGGAACGUUGAGACCGGAGAGGUGUCAUACCAUGAUCCGCGUCUGCCUCCUUUGCCCGAGGAGUGGGAAGAUAUCACAGUUCCGCACGAGCCUGAUCACAUUUACUACCAGCACAAAGACACAGGCGAGAUCCGACGGAGCAAGUCAGAAGAUCCGCGCUGUGAUGUCGAUGCUUUGGAAGCUCGGGGUGCAAGACUACAAGACUUUACCCUAG
Messenger RNA from Fulvia fulva, 804 nucleotides. RefSeq lists its product as uncharacterized. NCBI's taxonomy places the organism in Eukaryota, Fungi, Ascomycota, Dothideomycetes, Mycosphaerellales, Mycosphaerellaceae. The coding region runs from base 1 to 804 and encodes 267 amino acids. The record is from RefSeq and is a predicted model, not a curated record. The transcript has 3 exons.